AUGAUUAAAUUUAAGAUUGGUAGAAGUAAUAAAAAAAAUGAAAAAAAAAGUAAUAUAGAUAAUAAUGAGGAAGAUAUAAAAAAAAAAGGAUUUGAUGAUAAUAUAUUAAAUGAUCAAGUUGUAACAGAUUUGAAUUCAGAAGAAUUAAAUGAAAAGAAUUAUAUAAACGAAAUAUUAGAUGAAUCUAGUGAAGAUGAUGAUAACAUCAUAAAUUCUUCAUAUGAAGAAAAAAAGAAAAUAGAGAACAAGGAAGAAAAUUAUUAUUAUAUUAAUGAUGCAAUAAAAAGAAAUUAUCCAUUAGAAUAUGAAGAUAAUAAAAUAUAUCCAAAAGUAUAUUGUUAUGAACCUACGAAUUUUGAAAAUUUUAAAAAAAAAAUUAAAAAUAAAAAUGAGUUGAGGCAUUAUGAAUGUUAUUCAUCCACUAUGAAUGAAUUUUUUUAUAAAUAUAAUGAAAAUUAUUAUGAUGAUAUUUUAAAAAAUGAAAGUUUUAAAAAAUUUGCAGAAGAAUUAUGGUCCAAUAGAAGUAAUAUUAAAACAGAUCAACAAUAUCAAGAUCUUUGUGUACAGCUAAGAAAAAAAUAUAAAAUCAGUCCUUCAAAGCAUCAAAUAAGUGUCGCUUUACAACAUCAUUAUUUACAAUCAUUAGAUGAUGAUAAGAAGGAUAUGGAAAAUAUAAUACAACUACAAAAAAAUAGUGAUCAUGUAGGUGACAUAAAGGAUAUCGAUCAUAUUAUCAGUACGGGCAACACAAAUGAUGUUGAUAACACAAAUGAUGGUGAUAACACAAAUGAUGUGGCUAACACAAAUGAUGGUGAUAACACAAAUAAUAUGAACAAUACCAAUAACCAUGACAGUAGUCAUGUAGAUGAAACAAACAACCUUAGUGAAGAGGAUGAAUUUAUAAUAAACAAAAAAGGGAAAGAUGUAAAAUAUGUGUUAGAAAAUGUUAAUAAAAUGAUAAUUACGAAAGAAAUGAAAAAUUAUAAAGAUUUAGAUAAAGAAAGUGUACAUUUCCUACAAAUUAAUAAACGUAAAGGAGUUAGAUCUAAUAGUGGUGUUUUAGUUGUAACCAUUAUUACACAUCCUCAUAAAUUUAGUUGCAAAUAUGAUUGUCAUUAUUGUCCUAAUGAACCAAAUCAACCACGUUCUUACUUAUCUACAGAACCUGCCAUAUUAAGAGCUAACCAAAAUAAUUUUGAUGUCAUUUGCCAGUUCUUUAAUAGAACUACGACCUUAGUAAAUAAUGGACAUGUAGCUGAUAAAAUUGAAGUACUAGUAUUAGGUGGGACGUGGAGUUGUUAUGAUAUCGCUUACCAAGAAGAAUUCAUAAGAGAUGUAUAUUAUGCUGCUAAUAUAUAUCCUGUAUUAAAAGAUAGAAGAAAAAAAUUAACCCUAAAAGAAGAACAAGAAAUUAAUGAAAAAAGUAAUUGCAGAAUUAUAGGAUUAACCUUAGAAACAAGACCUGAUCAAAUUAAUAAAGAUGAAUUAUUAAGAUUAAGGUAUUAUGGUUGUACUAGAGUUCAAUUAGGUAUUCAACAUAUAGAUGAUGUUAUUUUAAAAAAAGUUAAUAGACAAUGUACUUUAAAAGAUUGUAUAAGAGCAAUUUAUUUAUUAAAAGAGAAUGGAUUUAAAGUUGAUAUUCAUCUAAUGCCUGAUCUACCAUAUUCUGAUGUAUAUAAAGAUAUUCAUAUGUUUAAAUAUGUCUUAAGUUCAAUAGAUUUACAAGCUGAUCAAUGGAAAAUUUAUCCAUGUGAAAUCACACCAUUUACCAAAAUUGAAAAAUGGUAUAAUAAUAAUGAAUAUAAACCAUAUUUUGAAACAAAUAAAAAUCUCUUAAUUUCAGUAAUUCUACUUGUUAAAAAAUCUAUACACCCAUGGAUUAGACUUAAUCGUGUUAUUAGAGAUAUUCCAAACCCUUCCAUCAUUGCUGGAAAUAAUAUAACAAAUAUGAGACAACUUAUAGCUCACGAAAUGAAUAUAAGAAAUAUUUUCUGUCAAUGUAUUAGGUGUAAAGAAGUCAAAAAUCAAGAAAUCGAAAAAAAAAGUGAUUCCAUAUUUUUAAGAAUUUAUAAAUAUCCAACACUUGGAGGAGACGAAUACUUUAUUACUUUCCAAGGAAAAAAAAAAGUUGUUAACCAUCAUGGAAAAAAAAAUAAAAAAAAUAAAAAAAGUAAAACAUCAAAAAAAGAUAGCAUUAAUCAAAAUUGUUAUGAACAAAUGAAGGAAAAAGAUAACAAUAAAAAAAUAAAAAAUAAAAAUAACGACAAUAAUGAUAAUAAUAAUAAUAAUAAUAAUAAUAAUAAUAAUGAUAAUAUUAAUAAUAAUGAUAAUUAUUAUUAUUCUGAUUCUAAUGGUCAUCUUUCUUCAACAUCAAACCUCUUGGAAAAUAUGGAAACCUUCUUUAAUGAACAUGAAACAAACAAUAAUGAAAUCAAACAUAUACAUCAUACACAACAUGAAAAGUCAGGAACUAGCCAAAAUAAUAAAAAUUCUGAACAUUCAGGUGCUAGCCAAAAUAAUAAAAAUUCUGAACAGUCAGGUGCUAAUCCAGAAAAUGUUCACAAUAGCAAUAUUUCAGAAAAUAAGCUGGAUACAGAAAUUCCGGUAGAUAACAACAUAUAUGAAGAUUAUGAUAAUGAGUAUUCUUUAUUAGGAUUUUUAAGAUUACGAUUAAGAAAGAAAAAUAACUAUUGUGAUGAUCGACCGUUUAAAUGUUUAGAAAAUUCGGCUUUAAUAAGAGAAUUGCAUGUAUAUGGGUCUUUAUUAAAGCAUGAUGAUUUUAAAGACGAGUUAAAUUUUAUUCAACAUAAGGGGUUAGGAAAGUGUUUAGUGUUAGUAGCAGAAAUUAUAUCAUAUUUUUACAAUUACAGAAAAGUAUCAAUAAUAGCAGGUGUCGGUACAAGGGAAUAUUAUAAAAAGUUGGGAUAUACAAAAGAGGAAACAUAUGUGACCAAAAUAUUGAAACGAGAAGAAAUAUAUAAAAAUUAUUUAUUAAAUAUUGAUAGAAUAGGAAAGACAAUAUUAAUACAUGAAUAUAAUUUAAAGCAUUGUUUAUAUUUAAUGCACAAAGAAAUACCUGAACCAGAAAAGUAUAAACGUACUGAAAUAACAAAUUUAAAUACUUAUAUAAAUGAAAAUAUACUUCAUGCAUCAGAUAUGAAAAAUUAUUUAGUUCAUAAAAAAAAAUGUACUACAUCAUCUAUAAAUGUUCAACGUUUAUUGGAAACCGAAACAAAUCAAAUUGUUAAUAUCUUAUGGAAUCAAUUUAAUAAAUGGUCCCUUGACUUUUUUAUUAAAAAUCGUUUAAUUUUCAAUGUAUCAACAAUUGUAUUUUUUAGUUCAACCUUUUUAUUUACUAUCCAAUUUUUUAAAAAGAGAAACAUUCAUACGUAG
Molecule: messenger RNA, 3393 nt
Organism: Plasmodium gaboni
Lineage: Eukaryota; Apicomplexa; Aconoidasida; Haemosporida; Plasmodiidae
Product: putative histone S-adenosyl methyltransferase
Exons: 1
Coding region: 1-3393 (1130 amino acids)
Biological process (GO): tRNA wobble base 5-methoxycarbonylmethyl-2-thiouridinylation
Cellular component (GO): cytoplasm; elongator holoenzyme complex; nucleus
Molecular function (GO): catalytic activity; iron-sulfur cluster binding
Source: RefSeq, a predicted model, not a curated record